AAUCCGCCGACAAGUGUGAGCGCUUCGUCGAGUUAUCCAGAGAAUCACGCUGGGCAGCUAUCAGGGAGUUUGCUGUGUGUAGAACCUGUCUGCGGAUUCACAAGGGAAACUGCAACGCCAAACCGUGCGGUAAAAAUGGAUGUACCUACCGGCAUCACGAGCUGCUGCACAACGAUUCGAAGGAAAAGCCUCAGAAUACCGUCGCCACAGUUGCAGCCGGAAACGAAAGCAAGCCAUCUGCUCCACCCUGCCCAAAUACAUCUGGAUGCAAUACUCACCAAACAGCCGCCAGCUCUGCGCUGUUUCGCUACCUCCCUGUCGUAUUGUACGGCAAAACGACCGUAGUUCACACGUACGCCUUCUUGGACGAGGGCAGUCCGAGCUUACCCUGCUUGAUCAAGAGCUGGCUGAUCUGCUAGAGCUGGAUGGUGCCGAACAACCGCUAUGCCUGCGUUGGACGGGAGGAACGGAACGCUGUGAACCGGAUUCCCGAGCAUACAAUCUCCAAAUCGCUGGAGCUAAGGAGAGAAGCAAGCGGUUCGAUAUCAACGACGUACGAACGGUGAAGGAACUUAAGCUACCAUCGCAAACAUUGGAUAUGACCAAAUUUUCCCAGGAGUAUUCACACCUCCGAGAUCUGCCGAUCGACUCCUACCGAGAUGUACGACCACGCAUACUGAUCGGAACCAAGCACGCCCACCUUGGCCUUGUCUUAAAAAGUCGAGAGGGAGAGUUCGGGCAGCCGAUAGCAGUUAAGUCACGGUUGGGUUGGACCAUCUGUGGAGGACAAGGCAGUGAUCGUGGAACAAAUCUGCACCACUACAGCUUUCACAUCUGUCCGUGUAACACUGAAGCAGACAAGGAUCUACACCAAGCGAUGAAGGACUACUUUUCCCUCGACAGCCUAGGAGUCAUCAAACCGGACAAAUUGCUGUUAUCUGCCGAAGAUGAACGGGCUCUCACGCUGCUACAGUCGCUAACGCACCGCCGGGAGGGACGAUACGAAUCCGGCCUACUCUGGCGAUAUGACGAUACCCGUCUACCGGAUAGUCGAUCCAUGGCGCUGCAACGGUUCCAAUGCCUGAAGAAGCGGAUGCAUAGAGAGUCAGAGCUGCAAACAACCUUGCAGGAAAAAAUCGACGAGUACUUAGCCAAAGGCUACAUCAGGCUGCUCAACGAUGAGGAAGUUAACCAGAAAGUACUGUGCCGAUGGUAUUUACCGGGUUUCCCCGUGACCAAUCCGAACAAACCCGGAAAGGUGCGGAUAGUGUGGGAUGCCGCGGCAUGCGCCUACGGCACAUCGCUCAACUCGGCUCUUCUCAAAGGACCAGACCUACUUUGCUCUCUCCUCACAAUUCUGCUCCAGUUCCGAGAACGUCGCAUCGCGCUUACUGGCGAUAUACGUGAAAUGUUUCACCAGGUGUUGAUCCGUACCGAAGACCAAUUCAGCCAGUGCUUCUACUGGAUGAACGAACGUGGACAAACCGAAGUGUAUGCCAUGCAGGUUAUGACCUUCGGAGCAUGCUGCUCCCCAACUACUGCACAGUUCGUGAAGAACGCAAAUGCCGACCGUUUCGCAUGCGACUAUCCAACAGCACAUCAAGCCAUCACGAAGUCCCACUACGUCGACGAUAUGCUGGUCAGCGUGGACACCGAAGAGCAGGCCAUCCAGCUGGCUAAGGAUGUAAGGCACGUCCACCAGCAAGGCGGGUUCGAGAUUCGGAACUGGAUCAGUAACUCAAGUAUGGUGCUGGCGGCGCUGCAAGGAGUAGAUACCGACGAGAAAUGCCUCGACCUGUCUUCCGAAUUGACCACAGAGAAAGUUUUAGGCAUGUGGUGGAACACGACCGAUGACGUCUUCACCUACAAAGUGGGAUGGAACCGAUACGAUCCGGCUUUGUUAGGAGGUGAACGCAGGCCAACGAAACGGGAAGUUCUUCGCGUCUUGAUGACCAUCUUCGACCCGCUUGGUCUAAUUUCCCACUUCCUGUCGUAUCUAAAGAUUCUGCUACAGCAAAUCCGGCGAUCCGGCGUACAGUGGGAUGACGAAAUCGAAGACGACGCCUACGAUAAAUGGCUUACUUGGUUAAAGGUGCUUCCACGCGUCGAACAUGUGAAGAUUUCCCGGUGCUACAACUCCGAGUACCUUACAAACGAAGCCGACGAAGUUCAGCUGCACACGAUGGUGGAUGCUAGCGAGAACGGCAUGGCCGCCGUUUGCUACCUCCGUUUUGCCCACAAGGGAUCCGCAUCCUGCUCCAUAGUUGCAGCCAAAUGUCGAGUUGCUCCGCUCAAGUUCACGUCAAUACCACGACUGGAGCUCGAAGCCGCUGUAAUUGGCGCCCGACUAUCGCAUACCGUCCAAAAGGCGCUAAGCUUCAAGAUCCAUCGGAAGCUGUACUGGUCGGAUUCCAGAGACGUCCUCUGCUGGAUCAACUCAGACCACCGGCGUUACAGCCAGUACGUGGGCCACAGGAUUAGCGAAAUAUUAGAAACAUCCGAAAUGAACGAAUGGCGAUGGGUGCCGGGCAAGCAAAACCCUGCCGACGACGCCACCAAGUGGAAUACUUUACCAGAAUUGACGCCUAAAGACAGGUGGUUUAACGGUGCGGAUUUUCUCUGGCGCCCUGAAAAGGACUGGCCGAAUCCGCCCAACUGCAAGGAUUCGACCGAUAACGAGUUACGUCCGUCGCUGCUAGCACACCACGCUUCUUCGGAACCAGUACUCCGCCUCGACGACUUUUCGUCAUGGGAGAGACUACGACGAGUAGUCGCAUACGUCCACCGAUUCGCCGAUAACUGUCGUAACAGGGGUCGAGGAAUGCCGACGGCUACAGGACCACUUACGGCGAAGCAGCUGCAGACGGCUGAGCACUCCCUGAUUCGACUUUGUCAACGGGAAUCCUACGCCGACGAGAUAGCGACGCUGCAAAAUCCACAGCAACAUCCAGAGAAAACAACGAGUGUAGCAAAAUCCAGCUCGCUAUACCAGCUGACACCUUGGCUGGACGAUAACGGAAUUAUGCGCAUGCGAACCCGCAUAGCUGCAUGUCAUUACGCCACUGAUGACUCCAAGAAACCAAUAAUCCUUCCCCAAAAACACCAAACCACCCGCCUGAUCGUAGCACAUUACCACCGUAAAUACCAUCACCACAACCACGAGACGGUGAUAAAUGAAAUUCGGCAAAAAUUUCGCAUUCCCCGCUUGCGUGCGUGCUAUCAACAAGUGCGCAGAAAUUGCCAGCAAUGCAAAAACCAGAACGCAGCUCCAAAUCCACCAUUCAUGGCCGAUCUUCCACCCGCCCGCCUUGCAGCGUUCUCACAACCGUUCACGCACGUCGGGGUAGACUACUUCGGUCCAAUGGAGGUAACCGUUGGCAGAAGAGUGGAGAAGCGGUGGGUAAUGCUCGCCACUUGUUUGACAAUCCGAGCGAUCCACUUGGAAGUCGUGCACUCCCUCAACACGAGUUCCUGCAUCAUGGCCCUUCGCAACUUCAUAGCACGUCGCGGCAUACCCCAUAAGGUUUACAGCGACCGUGGAACAAACUUUGUUGGUGCAGAUCGCGAACUACGAAGACUAAACGAAGAAAUCACCCAGGACGAGUUCAUGAAAGAGCUAGGCUGUUCUGGACUCGAAUGGAUCUUCAACCCGCCUCUUGCCCCGCACAUGGGUGGUAGUUGGGAGCGUUUGAUUCGCACCGUAAAGAACAACCUGAUGAUGGUGUGCUCGACGAAAAGACCCUCCGACGAAAUUCUCCGAAAUGUGCUGACCGAAGUUGAGAAUAUUGUAAACUCAAGACCUUUAUCCCAUGUUCCGAUAGAUGACGAUUCGGCUCCAGCACUAACACCGAACCAUUUUUUGCUUGGCUCGUCCAGUGGGUUGAAACCAUUAAGCAACCUCGAUGACAGCGGUGCAGCCCUAAAGCAGAACUGGCUAACGUCCCAAAUUUUGGCAAAUCAGUACUGGAAACGUUGGGUAUCAGAUUACCUUCCAGAGAUCACCCGCAGGUCCAAGUGGUUUCAACAGGUGAAACCAAUUACUGUCGGUGAUAUAGUGGUCAUUGCUGACCCCACAUUACCGCGGAACUGUUGGCCGAAAGGAAAAAUCAUCGGUACCAGAGUCAGCCAGGAUGGACAAGUCCGGUCCGCGACGGUGAGGACGACUAAUGGAGUUUACGAUCGCCCAGUGACAAAGUUGGCGGUUUUGGAUGUUCAGCGCGUCGAGCAGUAAGCCAACCGGAUGUUGUCGUACCCUGGGGGAGUGUUGGCCUACCCCAUUAGACCAACGCGCGCAUCUAUAUUCUUAGUCUCUACCGCAUCCGCACACAUGCGUACGAUUCAACUGUAUUAACGAUAGUGACAGGUAUUCAACCUGUCACCGGGUGAGUAGGACAGCGAAGAGACAAAAAUAGCGAUUUAGAUAGCUAACUUCUGCGUGGUAUGAUUGCUAUUCCGAGUCCUAUCUACACAAAGUUAAAUAGUUUAUUUGGUUACACCUAAUCCUAGUGAAUUGAUAAUUAAUCUAAUAUUAAGUUACACAUACUGAAGUGGUAAGAAUAUUUUCAUCUAAAGUGUAAACAUCCAUACUAAUUUGUGCUCAUCAACUUCGCACGCUAGGUGAACCUGAACUACGUAUUACCAUUGUUAAAAAUCUUAUACAUACUCCAAGCCACAAAUAACCCUUCAACUCGGUAAGGUAUAGAUUAUAAGAAUUCCUCGAAACCGCAUCAAUCAUUAUGUAUAAUGUUAUUUAGGACCAACUACAAAACACCUGAAAGCUCGAAACCGACGUGAAAACGCAAAGGGAACUAAAUGUAAGUAGUAUCCAUCCCACAUUAUGCAAAGUCAUGAGUCAGAACUUUAACGUAUGCUAGACAGGGGUUCGUCUAACCGCUCUUGCGAAGCAUAUAAUACAAGAUUUGUACCCUUCGAAUUCAUUAAAUAGUUUUAAGUAAAUUUCAAUGUUCUUUACCAGGAAAAUUAUAUUCUCACGCUGUCGACACAACAACCGGAUCCUACGUUUUAUUUCUAUUCCGGUAGAGAAUAAUAAUUUUGGAAAUUCUCCCUAACCCGUUGGAAUAAAUCCAACACCUGCCAUUGCAUGAAUAUGUAUAUUGUGAGGCAAGUACAAUGAUACAUUAUGCCCAGGGAGUCGAGAAAAUUUUCCCGACUGGAACGGGAAUCGAACCCGCCGUCUCCGGAUUGGCGAUCCAUAGCCUUAACCACUAGGCUAACUGGAGACCCAGGAGGAUAGCCAAAAGGAAUUUUGAGAAAAGUGAAAAACAACCGC
Messenger RNA from Aedes albopictus (Asian tiger mosquito), 5290 nucleotides. RefSeq lists its product as uncharacterized. The record is from RefSeq and is a predicted model, not a curated record. Gene Ontology annotation, molecular function: nucleic acid binding. The transcript has a single exon. Gene Ontology annotation, biological process: DNA integration. The coding region runs from base 140 to 4231 and encodes 1363 amino acids. NCBI's taxonomy places the organism in Eukaryota, Metazoa, Arthropoda, Insecta, Diptera, Culicidae.